Zophobas morio is the source of this 624-nucleotide messenger RNA. RefSeq lists its product as uncharacterized. Bases 1 to 624 code for a protein of 207 amino acids. Lineage: Eukaryota; Metazoa; Arthropoda; Insecta; Coleoptera; Tenebrionidae. The transcript has a single exon. The record is from RefSeq and is a predicted model, not a curated record.
AUGAAAGACCAGUGGUUCAUUUGGAACAUCUUAAAAAUGUUAUAUAUUUCAAGAAGUUCGUCAAAUAUCAAAAAAAUCGAUGAUUCCCUGCGCCAACAACUAGAACAUGAAAAAAAAUAUUGGCGGAGCAUCUUACAAAGAGUUACCGAUGAGAACUUUGGGUCUAACAACAACGGCAACUACUUAGGACUAUUGCAGUUAUUGGCAAAAUAUGAUUCGGUUUUAAAGGAACAUAUUGAAAAAUAUGCUUCGAAAGGAUUCGGUUCUGUGUCUUAUUUAUGGAAAACGAUAUUUUGGGAAUUUUUACAAGUGCUCUCAGAACACGUAUUGGGAGAAAUUGUAAACAAAUUCAUAACGGAAAGUAUAGAUUCUACGCCAGACAUAACUUACGCAGAUCAGUUGACGUUCAUUGUUAGAUACUGUUCAAAAACUGGUACUCCAGUGGAAAGGUUUAUUCAGUUUCUGGACAACAUUGGGCACAAAGUGGAAGAUAUGGAAGUUGCAGUGCUGGGAGUUUUGUCAAAACUCAAUUUAAACAUAAGUGACUGCAGGGGACAAUUCUAUGAUAGUGCACAUAAUUAUCUAAUAUGUCUGGUGCCUAUAGCGGUCUCCAAGCCCGAAUAA